GCCUUUCCGGGCAACCGUGGUGCACAGUGAUCUUGGUGGUACCCAACGGACCACGCUCAAGGUUGUCAGCUUCGGUAAAAGGAGAUAGUGGACGUUAGAGGAAACCUUGUGGCCAUAAGACCAGACUGUGGACACUACCAAAGCCCGAGCUGACAUGGACCAGGCCAGGUCGACGAUAUCCAAGAUUUUCAAUGGGGAGCCGCGGUCGUACACUCGCUUCAACCUCACACAGAACAUGGAGGGUGAGAACAGCCAGGUGGAGAUGAAGCUGUCGUCCGACAUGGACGAGGAGGCGGUAGGCGGCAACGGCGUGGGCGAGCACCACAACCACGUGCGCGACCCCUACGCCGUGCACAAACCCGCCGGCCGCACCCCCAGGAAUCUGUGCUUCAUGGUGUUUGCCUCGCUGCUCAUCCUCAUCAUUGGCUACCUGAUUGGCUACCUGGCACACCGAAGGCAAGAGAUCGCUCCUAGGUGUGCCGCUUCCAGUGUCCCCAUGGAAGAGUCCAUUACCGGGACGAUUGUGGAGACGGGGGCCGCCCCCCUCAUGGACUGGUCCGAUGUGAAGAGCCUGCUGCAGGGGAAGCUGAGUGACUCCCUCUUCGAGACUACCUUCACGGAGUUUGCCAGUGACAGCCACCAGGCAGGCUCUGAUGGGGACGACAUUCUGGGGAACAAAGUGCUGAAGAGGUUCAAAGCUAAAGGCAUGCAGACGUGGAAGGACGAGCACUUCGUCAAGCUUGUGGCCCCCGGCUCCGAACCCAACAGGGUGACCUACAAAGGCUCUGACCUGGGAUCACUGAGUGGCUAUCUGGCCUACAGCAAGACUGGAAGUGCACAGGGUGCCGUCCUCCACGGCAACUAUGGCGAAGUGGACGACCUGAACAAACUGCAAGAUAAGAACAUUGCCUUGGACGGACGUGUCCUUCUGGUCAAAGCCGGCAAAAUUGGCUUUGCCGAGAAGGUGGCCAAUGCAGCCAAGCUCAACGCCAGCGCCGUUCUCAUAUAUCCAGACCCAGCUGACUACACCAGGGUCGGAGGGUCUACUCAGCUUUACGGCCACGUCCAUCUUGGCUCUGGUGACCCUUAUACCCCAGGGUUCCCCUCGUUCAACCACACCCAGUUCCCCCCCACCCAGUCCUCAGGCCUGCCUACUAUUGUGGCCCAGACCAUCACCACUGACAUGGCUUCCAAAAUCACGAGCAAUCUGGGUGGACACAAUGCCCCGUCAGGUUGGGAACACGUUGGGAAACUGGGCGCCGACAGUGACAUGGUCACGGUGGUAGUCAACAAUGUUCUGGCUGACAAGAAGAUCACCAAUGUGUUUGGGGUCAUCAAAGGCUUUGUGGACCCAGAUCGUUACGUGGUUCUCGGCGCCCAGAGGGACGCGUGGGGGCCAGGCUUUGCCAGCUCCACCGUGGGCACCAGUGUGUUGGUGGAGCUGGCCCGUGCCAUCUCGGACAUGGUGGGAAACGAUGGCUUCAGGCCCAGGAGGAGCAUUGUGUUUGCCAGCUGGAGCGCCGGAGAGUAUGGCAGUGUUGGCGCCACCGAGUGGUUGGAGGGUUAUUUGUCUUCUUUGAACAUGAAGGCGUUCUCCUACAUCAACCUGGACAGAGUCGUAAGUGGUUUAAAAAAGCCGAAAGCCUCGGCCAGCCCGCUGAUGUAUGGACUCAUUCAGAGCACGCUGAAUGAGAUCAACACACCCACUGACUCCAGCAGGACUCCGCUGUACUACUCCACUGAUGCAAAUUGGGAGGACAAAGUCAUGGAGCCUUUGAGGCUAAACGAUCCCAUCUACCCUUUCAUCACCUUCUCGGGCAUCCCGUCGGUCUCAUUCCGCUUCACCUCGGGUUUUGAAUACCCGUACUUCGGCACGCUGCAAGACACUCGCGCGAGGCUGGACGCCGCCACGUCCAACCAGGUGGCCCCGAUGGCCGUGCUGGCUGCUCGGUUCGCCGGUCACAUGGCCCUGCGUCUGGUCCACGACCACCUCCUGCGUCUCGACGUGGACCGGUACAACGCCGAGAUUCGCUCGCAUGUGGUCACCAUCAACCGCAAGGUCCAGUCCCUGAUGAGAAUGCAGCCUCAGCUGCUGCCAAAUGUCCUGACGGUGCGCUGGCUGAUGUCCGCGUCCGGGUCCUACUCCCGGGCGUCUCGCAGCCUCUCCUCUGACAUCAUGAACAGUGACCUGGAGGACGUGGAGAUGUGUCGCAGCAUCAACGACCGCAUCAUGAGGGUGGAGAGGGACUUCCUGUCUCCGUACGUGUCUCCCAGGGAGGCCCCGUUCCGACACAUCCUGGUGGGCUCUGGCUCGCACACCCUGAAGGGUCUGUCGGACCACCUGGACGCCCUGGAGAAGAGCAACCCGGGGGCCGAUGUCGACCUGUUCAGGAACCAGUUCGCCCUUGCCACCUGGACCAUCCAGGGUUGUGCCAACACGCUGGCGGGGGACAUCUGGUCUAUGGAUAACUUGAUCUAAGCCCGUCUCUGCACGUUAGUCAAGACAGACGGUAAUAUUGAGUGUGUAGUGAAAGGAGGCAGCGAGGCUCACCUAUUCAGGAAAAUGUAAUGGAGGUGUCGUAUCCAUAUCAGUGCCACAAAAUCUCCCCUCUUUUUUUCGAAUGAGUUGUAAGCACUUGCCAAAUACAAUUUGCUCUGCGUUUUACUGACCCCUGUGUCCCAACCUCGCCCUGAAAAUAACACUGAAAUUCACCUGCCUUAAGUGUCAUUGGCUUUUGAGAAAAAUAUGUGGAAGGCCAAAUGUUGCCCUUGGGAAAAUGAAAUGCUUUUACAUUGGCGUGGGACUUUUUGUGCCACAUUUUAAAUACACUGGUGCUAAAAACUAAUUACAGAUGGCUUCCAUAUGGCACGCAUACAUGUAAUCUUUGAGGUACCUCGCGAUAAUAUAAAAAAAGAUACAGUAUUAUCACCCACCACGAACAAAAUUGCUAUUGUUACAAUCUUGCUGUUAUUUCUACACUGUUCAUACUUUUCAAAGAGAGGUCUUAUAUUGUGCUAAAAACUAUGUAGAACGAAACCGUGGGAUGAGAGAUGUUGCCAGAGGGGCUACAACGUAAAUUCAGCUCAGAAGCUAAAACCGAACUUAACCAGGAAAUGUCCGAUAAUCUAACCUUGGUCACUGAAGUUGUUGUCCUGUGGUGUAAAUCAAGCAAGAUCCUCACUCCACGUAUGUUUCUGAACUCAUCAUUUCACCACAGCAAUGUUAAUUUCAAUUAGGUGUAGGAAGUGUUUCAACUACGUGGCGGUGAGAACAUCUAUUUAUUUUCUUAUUUAUUUAUCAGUGACAGGGUUCACUAUAAAUGGUGUUCUUUUUUUACUGUUUUUAUUUUACAUUUUUUAUGAGUAAUUAUCGGGAGCAGUGCCUUCCAUAAUUAUGACAGUUAUACUGUCGAAAUGACAAAGCAGCAUCUGCUAUGGAAGUGUACCUAUCUGACUAACGACCCAUAAUAUAGACCAGUCCUCAAACCGUUCAGUCAUUCCACAACUGACUGCAGGCCUGAGAAUUGGACAUUUUAAUUUAUUCUGAUUGACAUCUUGAACCGGUGAACCGGUGAAAAAAAAUAUAUACAUUGAGUAUCUCAGAAAUCUGUGCUGUGACUAUUUGAGGUAAACACGGAACCCCGAGGUGGUCUCUAGUACGGGUCUUGUGAUGCAUGUACACUUCUUCUGUUCAUCCUGAAACGUUAUCGGGAGCAGUGUCUUCCAUAAUGUGAAGAAGAAGAAGAGGAGGUAGUUUUUGUCUACCGGCGUGUCUAUAUCGUAGGCAGUGACCUCCAUAUUUCACUGAAGGGUGGAUGUGAUUUAUUAUCGGGAACAGUGUUUCCCAUAAUGUUGUAUAUAUUGUCUACAUCUAAUAACCUCUUGCGGAGCUUCAAGUUCCCAAUCAUGUAAUUUGCAACCCUUAUAUCCUUGACACACUAGCAAGCUAGCAUCUGAUUUUGUCUUUUCAUCUCUUGUUUGUUAGCCUCACAAGAAAUUUUAUUUUAACUUUUUUUUUUUUUAAAUCCAUUGAUUGGGAAAAUGCUACAGAGCUGACACUGUUUGAACAAUCUGAACAAAGCAGUUGAAUGUUUCAGCAAAAGAUUAAGAAUCAGAUCUGCACGAUUCUCUCCAUAUAAAACGAUUGCUUACACUUCAGAGGUAGACACGGCAAAAUGACCAGCGAGUACCAGUUGGCUUGACAUUUUUUCUGUGCGGUGCCCGCCAAACCAAAACGGGCAACAUUGUACCCUGUUGAUGUACCCAGUAGGCUGUUUGCCCUCUGCGUACGUCAUUUCGCUGAGUCUACAAUUAACGUGAAGCCGGCAGGCGUAAUGCUUUAUUUGUUAUAUUCCGUAUAUGUAUCGUUCAUCAUAAUGUCUUCUAAAUGUAGUCUGUUUGAUUUGAGGUCACCAUGAGAGGACGUAACUGUAGCUUAAAUGCCCGUUAAGUCUUAUAAUGCAUUAUAACAGCAAAAUAAUGCCUUUAUAUAACAGCGUAACAAUGCUUCACGUUACUUUUUCCUAUUAAAAUGUUUUCGGUUGCUGUAUAUUAAUUUUUAAAUUGUUUUUGCUUUUCUUUUGGGGGCUUAGGUAAUUGGGGCAAAAAUUGUGUUUAGAGAUCCUGGAGAAAUCAACUUCCCUCUGUGUGUGUUGCUUUUGCUUUACCUACAAUUCCUUGCAGUCAUUGCAGUUAUUGUUUCAAAAUGUUUGUGUAGAAAUUUCCACCGCCUAUUAAAUUAUCGUGAAGACUCUACAAUAAUAAAAAAAAGGCUUUCACCAUGUUUUGACACUAUACAUGUGUUCCCCCCCCCCCAUUUACAAUGUUUAGAAAUAAUUGGGUAAAACAAACACCAUUAAUUUCAAAGUUCAAGAACAGAUGCUGCCCUAGCAGAUUCUGUCUAAGCACAAAGUUAUACAACUAUAUUAUUCAACAACAGAAAAGGCCCUUUAGGUUCAAUACCUAUAAUUAACAAAAAAAAAGGAGAUGCAUUGAGUGAUUAAUUUUUGACUGUCCCACAAUGAGCUGUUGUCACCAUGUCACAGCAAAGCAGUGUUUUACUAAAGUCUGGAAAGCCACUCGGAUUUUGCUUUUUGUCCUGAAUUGUUUUUUUUUGCACUGCUUUCAGAAAACAUCCUUAAUAUUUGCAGUAACACUGGAAUGUUGAUGUUUCACAGUAUCACUUAACUGUCAGUGUUUAGUGGUAUCCGCCUAUUGAAGUCAAGCAUGGAUUUCCACUGUUGUGGAGUAGGGGGAUAUUUGUUUGAAUGCAGAAUAAUGUUCUAGCUGUCUAUCUGUCUUCCACAUGGUGAAAAAUCCUACAUGUAACAAUGUUUUGAAUCACCUGUCUAAAUCUGAAAUAUUUUUAAAACUGUUAGCAUUGGUGGUGUGAUGUCCUUCUAUUCAUGUUUUUUUUAGGACUGGACACAGCAUUCAAAAACAUAGCAUAUCUCCAAAUAUUCCCAUUGGUAGGAACUUUAAAUACUUUUAUUUUGACAGAUUGAAAAACUGUGGGUGGCAUAUUUUGAAAUUCCCAAUGUUUUUGAAAGAAUUUUUUUAGGACUGUAUGCAAAAAUGUAUUGUCUUUCCUCUUCGCUUCAAUAAAUCAUUACAUCGCUGUUAAAA
Messenger RNA from Esox lucius (northern pike), 5625 nucleotides. It is a transcript of the gene tfr1a, whose product is annotated as transferrin receptor 1a. Gene Ontology annotation, cellular component: external side of plasma membrane. Gene Ontology annotation, biological process: iron ion transport; intracellular iron ion homeostasis. The transcript has 19 exons. The record is from RefSeq and is a predicted model, not a curated record. NCBI's taxonomy places the organism in Eukaryota, Metazoa, Chordata, Actinopteri, Esociformes, Esocidae. Bases 155 to 2479 code for a protein of 774 amino acids.